Molecule: messenger RNA, 2223 nt
Organism: Staurois parvus
Lineage: Eukaryota; Metazoa; Chordata; Amphibia; Anura; Ranidae
Source: the annotation of a GenBank genome assembly
AUGGCAUCGGACAGCGACUACGCCAUUCCUCCUGACGCAUAUUCAAUUGACAGUGAAUUCUCAGAACCAGAACAGAAGCUUCCAAAAACCUGUUCCUCAUCAAGUGACAAUGAGCUCUUGGAAAAAUCUGGAUAUUUGUUAAAAAUGGGAGGCAAGCUUAAAACCUGGAAGCGAAGAUGGUUUGUACUUAAAGGUGGAGAGCUGCUCUACUACAAAUCUCCAAGUGAUGUAAUCCGCAAGCCUCAGGGUCAGAUUGAAUUAAACUCCUCCAGUCACAUAGUGCGAGGUGAUGGGAAGCAGACGGUGCAGCUGGUGACAGAGAAACGAACGUAUUACCUGACGGCAGAUUCUCCUAAUAUCUUGGAUGAGUGGGUACGAGUGUUGCAAAAUGUUCUCCGGGUCCAAACAGCCAGUGUGCUCUUCACGCAGCCAGAUGUCAAGCCCACUGUGAAGGGGCUCCUCACAAAGGUCAAACAUGGAUACUCUAAGAGAGUUUGGUGUACAUUGGUUGGAAAAACAUUAUAUUAUUUUCGCAGUCAAGAAGAAAAGUUUCCGCUGGGCCAAAUCAAGCUCUGGGAAGCUAAAAUAGAAGAAGUAGAUCGAACCUGUGAUUCUGAUGAGGACUAUGAAACCAGCAGACGCAGCCUCCUGUCUUCCCAUUACACCAUUGUUAUCCAUCCCAAAGAGCAGGACCCCACAUACCUUCUUAUCGGAUCCAAACAUGAGAAGGAUACCUGGCACUAUCACUUAACCAUGGCAGCUGGAGUGAUGGGAGCGAGUGUGGGCACAGAGUUUGAGCAGUUGGUGUGCAAACUGCUAAGUCUGGAUGGUGACUCCUGUACCCAGGUUUGGAGACAUCCAGCAUUAUGUCACAGCAAAGAAGCCAUAACAUCACCUCUUACUACAUUACCGUCAGAAGCACUGCAGACAGAGGCUAUCAAAUUAUUUAAGACUUGCCAGCUGUUUUUGAACUCAGCGAUUGACUCCCCCGCUAUAGACUAUCACGUGUCCCUGGCUCAGAGCGCCCUACAAGUGUGCCUCACCCACCCGGAGCUCCAGAAUGAGAUCUACUGCCAGCUCAUUAAACAGACCCGACACAGACAGCCACAGAACCAACCAAGUCCUAUCCAGGGUUGGCAGCUGCUGGCACUGUGUGUUGGGCUCUUCCUUCCGCAGCAUCCAUACAUCUGGCUCCUAAAACUUUUUCUGAAGAAGAAUGCUGAUAUCAGGACAGAGGCUGGAAAAUACGCAAUUUACUGUCAGCGUUGUGUAGAAAGAACACAACAAAAUGGAGACCGUGAAGCCAAACCUUCCAGGAUGGAAAUUCUGUCCAUUCUGCUCCGAAACCCGUAUCACCACUCCUUACCCUUCAGUAUUCCUGUGCACUUCAUGAACGGCACUUACCAGGUUGUGGGAUUUGACGCAUCAACAACAGUUGAAGAGUUUCUUUGCACACUUAACCAAGACCUUGGAAUGAGGAAGCCCUCCCAGUCCGGGUUCACCUUGUUCUCGGAUGAUCCCUCUGGGAAGGAUUAUGAAUAUUGCUUACAAGGAAAUAUUAAGAUCUGUGACAUCAUUUCAAAGUGGGAGCAGGCAUCUAAGGAGCAGCUCCCUGGGAAAUGUGACGGGACUCGGACCGUGAGACUCACCUACAAGAACAGGCUGAGUUUUUCGGCGCAGGUGCGAGGGGAGACAGAGAGAGAAAAGCUGCUUUUAAUGUACCAGACGAACGAUAAAAUCAUUAAUGGUCUCUUUCCAGUCAAUAAGGAGCUGGCGCUGGAAUUGGCUGCUCUACUCGCCCAGGUAGAAAGUGGGGAUUAUGAACGACCCUUUCAGGCCACAGCAGGUCAAGUGAAAUCCAGCCAAGCAGUAAAACAAGCACUGGAAAAGUUUUAUCCCAAGAGGUAUAGAGAGGACUGCACGGAGGAGCAGUUGAGACAGCUUCAGCAGAGACUGGGGUCAAGAUGGAUGGCACUUCGCGGCCACAGUGCUUCAGACUGUGUGCGGAUAUACCUUACAGUUGCCAGAAAGUGGACUUUCUUUGGUGCCACCCUUUUCCCAGCAAAAGUAAGAAAUGUGCUAUACUGCAAUGUAAGCCAUCGACUCUUAUGCAUUAUAUUAAUUAUUUCAGGUACUUAUAUAGCGCCAUCAAUUUACACAGCGCUUUACAUAUAUAUUAUACAUUCACAUCAGUCCCUAACCCUCAAGGGGCAUACAAUCUAA